CACGCCGCGACCGACCACGCGCUCAAUUCCGCCGUCUCGCAUCCCUUGUCGUGUCGAAACGUGACGCUUUUCACGAUUAUCUCGCAACCGAUUCUCACCGGUGAUUUUCCUGCUUCGAGUGGUCUGGUUCCGCUCUCCAGGCUCAAGAGCCAGGGCUGGCGCUCCUGCAUUGUCGAGAUUUUUCUCCCGACCCAGACGGAAGUGGAUCAAAAGAAAACCAACUCGUGCUCACGGCUGCAGCAAAAGGAGCGAUAUUAGGCAAGAUUCUCGGAUCCAAUUAUGCAGACGUUCUGCCCUCGCGUGUAAAAUUACGACUGGGUUCCUUCAUUGUUGUCGUGUAGGCAAAAUCAUUUACGCUCAAGAGGAGGCAUAGUUACAAUUCCUUUCAAUCAAGGCGUUUGCAGCUCUUGUUCGUUGUAUUAAUCGUCUUUACGGUCAAAGUUUUCAAGUAACGUCACUUGAAAAUCACACAAAGUCGACACAACUUGGUUUUUUCGUCGUUACUAGUAACGGAAACAGCUGUUUAGACCAAAUCACCUAUCCCGAGGAGGAACAUUUCUUUCAAUCGAGUUGUUUGCAGCUCCUAUUCGUAGUUUCAAUCAACUUUAAGAUAGAAUCUUCUAAAUGAAGGACUAUUUAAAGAAUCUAUCGAGGAGGCUCGAGAAUCACUAACGUUGCUUGACUUUUCAACAGAAAAACCUGAGGCACCCGUCAUUUCAUAAAAAGAAGAAAAAAAUCUGUUCUUACAUUCGAAGUAAUUUCAAGAGUAGAAUUUUACUUAAUAUUUCGAUAAACGUAAUCCCUGAUGAAGUAAAAUCUCUAUGUUUACUUAUGAUCCCUUCUUACAAUCUUUCAACUUAGGAAGGAUUUUGUUCAGAGGGGAAAACCCUCCAAUCUCCUACGCUCGUAAUUCUUCUUCGAUAUUGUGCGUUGAAAUUUUUACCGAUAGCUUAAAAUACAAAAAUUUGGGUCUGUUACCACCAUUUAUAUCAUUGUCGGACGCGAUUAUUGCAUUGCGUGCAGCGUUCAUCAAACUUUGAGGGCACCUGCUUUGAAUUGAUACCGGCUCUCAAUAGCGAAUCAGUGCGUGAAAAUGGAGUGCCUGCUAUCGAGUAGUCGCGUGAGCGCGGAUUGGUGUUUCGCGUGUUGCGUGCGGCGAGAUUCGAAGGCGCGGGUUAGGAUGUGAUCGCGGCCGAAAUAUGUGCUGCGGUGAUACGAGUAGUGCUCUGAGCCGGACCGGGAUUCUCAUCGGCUUGAUUUCCGUCGUGACACUUGUGACCGCGUUUGUGAGCAACGUCUGGCUCUUCACCAAAGAGCCCAUCCUCCUGCCCAACUCCAACGUACCGACCACCGUCUCCUUCAAAAUUGGACUCUGGAGGGUUUGCCCCAGCAUCAAGAGGAUUAACAAUUCUCAGAAUUUACCGUCUCCAUCGUGCACGCUGAUCAAAUAUUCAAACUGGGAGGAAAUCCGGCACUCAGAUUUGGGAAUCUGGACUCACCUGGAUUUCACUCCCGCUGUAGUGACUCGAAUGAGGCUGUCCACGCCAUUCGAAGGAUUGAGCCUGGCGCUGAUGAUUCUAGCUACAUUUUAUGCCGUCAUUGGACAUUGCAACAGUGACAAAAAAACCUUGGUGGCCUGCGCUCUGUACACAUUAGCAGGGCUCUGUCUGGCGGGCGGUUUGCUGAUCUUUGCCUCGGUCCUGAGCGAUGCCUUCUUCGGGCUCCCGCACUCGGCGGCCUUCUCCCGUCAGCUCAGCUACCUGAACGCCCAAAGCCCGCCACCCCCGACCGUGGACUACCGCUACGGCUGGUCCUUCUUCGCCGCCGGCGCCGCCUUCAUCCUCACCGAGAUCGCCGCUGUCUUCGCCAUUUCCGCCUACCUCCGCCGCUACCGGAGCGUCGAGGAGAUGGUCAGCAUCAUGGUGCCCGGCGCUCGCCGCAAGCUCUGCGAGAUCACCUACGCUCAGAAGAUACUCGAGGCCGAUGUCGUCGAGAAAAAACCCACCAGCUCUCCGUUAAAAACAUCCGAUCUUCCUCCAGAUAUCUGCCCGGCGGAGAAGAGCGCCUUGCUUGAGCCCGCGGAAGCGGGCUCCACCCACGAGGGCUCCCUUAGCGGUAGCGACGCCGAUUUUACGAUUAAAAUCAAACCGGUUGGUAAAUAUACGCUCAAUAGCCGGUCAUUCUGCAAGGCGGAGCACCUGCCGCAGUGCGGCGUCAAAUGCGCGGCGAACGCGAACCGGUUCGCGGCAGCGAGUCUGCCGCGACAGCGGGCGAGUCAGCGGGCGGCGUUGGAACUAACCGAUGCACACGCCCCCUGGCGAGAGGUUGAGUCUCCGAGCAGUUCAGGGUCCUCCGUGCCGGAGGAGGCGCCGCACUGCGACUGCCGCCAUGCGCAGUUCCGGAGCUUGCCGCGACGCAAGGGAACGGCGGCGACGCGGAAUAGCCUGCACUCGCUGGCGAUCAAGUGCGAGAACCAGUUGCCCAUACUGCCGGAGAGUGCUCUGGCGAGAGAUUUGUGACCUAAGCUCUCCGAGGCUCUUCCAGGACGAGGGGGAUUGGGUAAAAGGGGUUUGAAUGGUGGAGGUGUGGAGUGGUGUGUCUGUGAGGGGGGGUUAUGUGAAGGAAAGUAAAACGAUGAGGAAAAUGAUUCCAUUACUGACCUCCUGUUGACCUCCUACGAAGAGGUCUUUAUAAGACGUUAGACGUAAAGGCGCACUUAUGGUCUGGAAGUCCGGGUCUUGAGGAGGGAGGGGGGAGGCUUCAUUUUUACGCAUACUGUCGCGGCUUUUUUGUUGUUUUUUCGGCGUGAAACAAACCCUUAGGCUUCAAGGACUUAAAACAAUAUGAUAGAGGCAAGGCAGGUUUCGGAGGCUUGAAAAAAGUAGGGAGCCCACCUAAGCCCGUCUAGAUACAACGCCUCUGAUCAGGUGCCAGGGAGAAAAAUUGUAGAUAUCCCCGUCAAAAUUUAUGACACCUUGGCUGGAUUUUUCGAUCGGAAACUACGCUGAAAUAACUUGCAUAUGCUUAAAUAGGAGGUGAAAUUUCAGAUAAACAUUGUCUCUAGACAUUUUUUAAUGGAGAGAGAAAAAAAAAAAAAAAAAAAAAAAAAAAAAAAAAAAAAAACUUCC
Bemisia tabaci is the source of this 3128-nucleotide messenger RNA. RefSeq lists its product as uncharacterized. Gene Ontology annotation, cellular component: AMPA glutamate receptor complex; postsynaptic density membrane. Gene Ontology annotation, biological process: neurotransmitter receptor internalization; neurotransmitter receptor transport, postsynaptic endosome to lysosome; regulation of AMPA receptor activity. NCBI's taxonomy places the organism in Eukaryota, Metazoa, Arthropoda, Insecta, Hemiptera, Aleyrodidae. Gene Ontology annotation, molecular function: channel regulator activity; voltage-gated calcium channel activity. The record is from RefSeq and is a predicted model, not a curated record.